Canariomyces notabilis is the source of this 3270-nucleotide messenger RNA. RefSeq lists its product as uncharacterized. The transcript has a single exon. Lineage: Eukaryota; Fungi; Ascomycota; Sordariomycetes; Sordariales; Chaetomiaceae. Bases 6 to 3080 code for a protein of 1024 amino acids. The record is from RefSeq and is a predicted model, not a curated record.
AAGAGAUGGGGCAGCAGGCGAGCCAUUGGCAAGAGAUAAAACAUGGCAUGAACCGCGAUUCAAUGUCGAGCAUUCAGACUGCAUCUCCGUCAGGCAGAAGCUCGCAACGCGAGUCUCUUGUAACUGACAACACAUCCCGCCACUCAUAUCUCCGGCCGGGCAUCGCCGCGGAGCGCAGAGCUUCAAGGGUUGCCCGCUUGAAUAGUAACAGCAACACCAAGGGCCCCGGGAUGUCAGUCCGAGACUCUGGGAGCCCGCAAUUGAGCAACUGGCAAAAGAGGCUGACCGAGGCCCAAAUGGACUACAUGGAUGCUCAACUGCUCCGCAGCAGCAGUGUCAAGUUCAUGCAAUUGACCCGACCCCAAUUAGCCAGUCCUACUCCGCCUGAUUGGGACCACUCGGACGAGGAGCUGCCACCUCUUCCAAGCAAUCUCGAAAAGGAAAAGGCCAAGGACCUGCCGGUGACGCCGCCCAAGCCUGCAUCGCUCUGGAUGCCAGAGCCCAGCAUAUCGUCCGCGCCAGCCGGCUUUCUAUGGAUACCCGUUCCCAGCACUUCUGUGGAACUGGAGGCACCACUUCCUGGGCUCUCGCUUCGGCCAAAACGGAGAAACCAAUUCGCUCCCCUUCAGAUCCAGAGCUCACAGCUUUGGCGCAAGCCUUACAGCACCGCCAAUCGCUCGACAAGUGGCCUGUGGCGACCGAUCUGGGCGUCAGCAGCGCCGCCGGCGGAUCCUGCGCAUCUGUCAUCACAAGGGCCACCUCAGGCGCAAAAGGCGCCACGACAGGUAAUAAGUCGGCCGCCGCGUCGCAGCAAGCGCAUAACGUUGCUCCCGGAUAUUCUUGAAAGCCCAGAGCCGCUCCCGGAUCAGCGUGGAACUCUUGGAAUCUUUCAAUUUCCCUGGGGCGAGAAAUCCAACACGGCAUCCAUUCAACCCCGCUCUACCAUGUUCAUGGCCAUGCCUGGCACUAUGACCUCGGGCGGGCCACCCCCCGGUGUUGUUACGGAACACCACUCGAAACAGCCAGAGGUAGACGAGUACUCUUCUUCCUUCUUUGAUGAUUACGAUGAUGGUGAGGAGGAGGAUGUCGACAUGGACUCGGAGGGUGAGGACAGCGAGGAUGAUUUCGACGAGACUACGCUGUGGGAGAUCGCCAGCCUUUUGAAGACAGAUGCCGUGCCUUCCAAGGACAGUCUUCUUCCUCCGCCCUCCAGCUCGGUUGUGGAUGACUACAUGGAUGAAUUGGCCUCCGAAGAGGAUGGACAGUCUUCUCGAGAGCAGUCGAUCGUCAUUGGCCUGGCUGCGCCUCGAGAGUUUCUCUUUGAGCAGCAGGGGUCCAUUGCGACCGAGGGGCCCGUACCUAAGCCGGCUAUUAGCAUAGGCUUACCUGCGAAUCCAAAGGCCUCAUUGAACGCCCGCACAGCUGGCUCGGCAGCAGCAUCGGCAACCCCGAUACCGGCACCCGCAUUGUCUCAGAUCACCAGCCAUAUCGAAACUCGGGUGGCAGACACUGUUAAGAAGCAGGAGUCUGUCAGCUUGUGGGGCCCAGCUGGUCAAGCGGAUGACCUACACCCGCGAGGGCUGUUCGCGCCCGGCUCUAAUCGCUCGAAUUACCGCAGCACCGCCGAAGAGCCGGCUGCCAAGUACAUGACCCGAAAAUCUCGCAGGUUCGAGUCUAAACCGUUAGACCGGCUGAUGUCAACACACCUUUGGGUUCCCCUGACUGCUCCUAGGCGGAGCAAGCGCAACUGGAUACAGGCAGAGAGGAAGCACCCGCGGCCCCAAGCCAGCCCCGACGAUUGGAAGGCCGCUCUGGCCGAGGCGACCUCGGCGAGCUAUCCCAAAAAGCCCAGGCGGGUCGUUGCCAGUCCUGCUGAGUGGGAGGCGGCGCUUCACGAGGCCAUCAAGCGCUCAGCCCGGCGACCUCCCUCAUCGUUCUCGCAGCCGGCGUUUGAUUCGGCUGUCCGACACCCCGUCUUCGCUGCCUCGUCCCUGGUGACCCGGUCCGAGUGGUUCCAUCCUGCCGCUACGGGUUACACCUACGACGUAUCUACCGUCCACCCUGUGUUCUUCGGGUCGCUCGCAAUUACCUGCCCGGUGGAGGCUGUCCAUCCGGCCAUGUCGGCGUACGCAGCCAAGAAACUACGCCGCCAGCAAUCCCGCCAGCGCCAGCACUCCGUUUCACGGAGCCGCAGCGGGAGCCGGGGCAGCAGCAGCCAGGAUCAACAAAGGGAGGAGACCCGCGCACAGGAUCAAGAAUUUCCUGCAAGUGCCCCUGUCCGUGCAAGACCGCUGUCCCAACGUGACGCCAUUCAGGCACAGAUCGAAGCGCUCGAGGAGGAGAGGCUGUUCGCGCAGCGGAUCGCGCAGGAAGAGGUCCAACGCCGCCGGAUGUCGGGGGCAUCCUCGUCAACGCCGUUAUACAUCGACCUGGAGCCCACGCCUGUCAUCGCAGAUACGGUCCAGGACCUGCAGCGCCAUCUCAGUCAGCAGAUCCGCCGGUCCCUCGUCUUUGGCAGCACCAAGCUGCAGGAAGAGGAACUCCCGCCCCCGCCUUCGCCCGUACCGCCCGUACCUCCUGUACCUGCCGUACUUCCUGCUGCUGCCGCUACCGAACUUCCGUCGCGGACGAGAAGCAAGCGCAAGAGCAGCAGCAGCAGCAGCAGCGAACGCAAGGCCAAGAGCGGCAAAUCGCUGCUUUGGACGCCGACACCAUCUCUUCCUCCUCCCCGCGUCGGAGUACCUGCAGCGAAGGAGGAGGCGAAGGGGUUGUGGACGGCCGAUCAGACGGGUCGAUCGUCGUCAUUGUCAUGGUCGCUGCCGGCAAAGGAAGAUCGGGAGGCGGCAGCGCGGCGGACACGGCGGCGCAAGCUGCUGCAGCGGAAGCAGAGGCGUGCGGAGAUACUCGCGCAGAUUGCUGCUGUCGAGGCAGGGCUGAAUCCGUUUGUUGAUUUCUCCGGGCAGCGGUUGUGGCCUGUUGUUGCUAGUGGGAGCGAGGAGAGGGGGAGGAGGGAUUGGCUGCAUGAUGCCUGUGUGCUGCGGCAGGAAAGGAAGACUAAGGGGGUCGUGUUACGGUAUUGAAGGGGUACAAGUUGCGAAGGAGUGUACCUUUAGCUGUUUGCAGGGCCAAGCUACCUUACUUAUCUGGUAUUUGGGUCAGAGUAUCCGUACAUGCUGUGUGUCGGUUAUGUGAGAAUGCAAGGUUUCGAGUGAAAGGAGCUGGCUGGCCAAAGUCUACUCCGUACACGAUACACGUUCGUGCCGUGGUCCG